AUCAUUUAUACCAGCGAUAUCAGUUCGCGCGGUCGUGCGAGACGCGUGCGCAUAUAAUACAACUCGUUUUCUACGACACAUAUCUGCGCGCAUAAAUAUAAUGGGUGGUAACUUUUCCGCUAUGGAUCCGAUGGACGUGCCAGUCCCCGAUCUACCGAAAUUAUUAGAACGAGAUGGUUAUUUGAAGCCCUACGAGCGUGAAAUUCGACGCAGAUACGGCUGCUUCAAAGACCUAUGGGACCGCAUCGAGUCAUGGGAGGGCGGUGUAGAAGGCUUCACGAAGGGCUACAAGUACUUCGGGCCGCAGUACCACCCCAACGGCACUGUCACGUGGCGCGAGUGGGCGCCGGGCGCGCAUUCUCUGCAUCUUCAGGGAGAAUUUAAUAACUGGAAUAAAACGAGCCAUGCCUUCCGCAAGCUCGAGUUCGGCAAAUGGGAGCUCCAGAUCCCCCCGAACCCGGACGGCUCGUGCGCGCUGCGCCACGGCAGCCGCGUGCAGCUGAUCGUGAACGAGCACCUUUACCGCAUGUCGCCGUGGGCCAGCUACGUCAAGCCGCAUGAGGGGUUCACGUACCAGCACUUCAUCUACAGGCCAGAACAGCCAUACCAAUUCAAGCACCCUAAAGUGGAGCGCCCAGGGUCUCUGCGCAUCUAUGAGUGCCAUGUGGGCAUCGCCACUCCGGAGGGGCGCGUCGGCACAUACAACGAGUUCAGGGACAAUGUGCUGCCGAGGAUCAAGAACCAAGGCUAUAACGCGAUUCAGCUGAUGGCGAUCAUGGAACACGCCUAUUACGCAUCCUUCGGAUACCAAGUCACAAGUUUCUUUGCUGCUAGCAGUCGCUACGGCACCCCUUGCGAGCUCAAACAACUCGUUGACCGAGCGCACGAGAUGGGUCUAUACGUCCUGCUGGAUGUGGUUCACUCCCAUGCUUCCAAGAACACCCUGGAUGGACUGAAUGAGUUCGAUGGAACCACUGCGUGCUUCUUCCAUGAUGGACCGAGAGGGACACAUCCUUUGUGGGACAGCAGGCUGUUCAACUAUUCAGAGACUGAGGUGUUGAGGUUCCUGCUAUCUAACCUGCGAUGGUACCAAGAGGAAUACCAGUUUGAUGGAUUCAGGUUCGACGGCGUCACCUCAAUGUUGUACCACAGCCGCGGCGUCGGCGAGGGCUUCUCUGGCCACUACGACGAAUAUUACGGACUCAACGUGGACACGGAGGCUCUAGUCUACCUAAUGCUGGCUAAUGAGCUGGUUCAUAGCUUAGACAAGCGAGCUAUCACCAUCGCUGAGGACGUGUCCGGGAUGCCGGCCUCCUGCCGGCCCGUGCGCGAGGGCGGCACCGGGUUCGACUACCGCCUCGGCAUGGCCAUACCCGACAUGUGGAUCAAGAUGCUCAAGGAGGAACGCGACGAUGACUGGAAGAUGGGACACAUUGUUCACACACUCACGAAUAGACGGUGGAUGGAGGGAACCGUUGCUUAUGCUGAAAGCCACGAUCAGGCGCUAGUAGGAGACAAAACGAUCGCGUUCUGGCUGAUGGACGCAGCCAUGUACACACACAUGAGCACACUCAGCGACCCUUCACCCAUCAUCGAGCGAGGGCUGGCGCUGCACUGUAUGAUCAGACUCAUCACGCACGCGCUGGGCGGAGAGGCCUACCUUAACUUCAUAGGAAAUGAAUUUGGCCAUCCCGAAUGGCUUGACUUCCCUCGCGCGGGCAACAACUCUUCCUACCACUACGCGCGGCGCCAGUGGAACCUCGUCGAUGAUGAUCUGCUCAAGUACAAGUUCCUCAACCAAUUCGAUAGAGACAUGAACCUGCUGGAGGAGAAAUACGGCUGGCUUAAGGCUGACCCGGCCUACGUGUCGUGCAAGCACGAUGGCGAUAAGGUGAUCGCGUUCGAGCGCGCUGGGCUAUUGUUCGUGUUCAACUUCCACACCAACCAGAGCUUCACCGACUACCGCGUUGGGGUGAACGACCAGGGAGAUUACAAAGUGGUCCUAUGCUCAGAUAGCAAGCAAUACAGCGGGCACGGGCGCGUGGAGCCCGGCGGCUCGCACGUCACGCAAGGCAUGGGCUGGGGCAACCGCCGCGACUCCAUACAGAUCUACAUCCCUUGCCGCACCGCCAUCGUAUACGCGAGAAACUGAUGAUGAUGUCACUAGGUGUAGACUAGUUGACAAUGGCAACCCUGGGUUUCAAAUCAUUCAAAAGUCUGAUUAAAACCUGUGCCAUGGAUGUAAUCUUAAGAGCAACUCAGAGUUGUACUACACUGUGUCUCCAAAAUCAAGCUGCUAUCGUUAAACCUCAUCUUCAGGAUUUGCAAAAGUCUGAUAACUGGACGUACUUUGUCUAGUCAUUUUUUGCGGAACCUGGCCUAAAAAUGACGCGGUAAUUUGAGCUUUUACAAAACCACGCGAAGUUAGCAAUACUAGGCGAAGAGACGAAGUUUUACGGUACUUAGUUAAGUAAUAAAUAAAUGAUAUCUGUAUACUUUUAUAAAGUAAAAGUAGGAACUGGUGUUGAGGUCUCUGUCAACUGGUUAGG
This is a messenger RNA of Leguminivora glycinivorella, 2549 nucleotides long. It is a transcript of the gene AGBE, whose product is annotated as 1,4-alpha-glucan-branching enzyme. The record is from RefSeq and is a predicted model, not a curated record. Lineage: Eukaryota; Metazoa; Arthropoda; Insecta; Lepidoptera; Tortricidae. Gene Ontology annotation, molecular function: 1,4-alpha-glucan branching enzyme activity; hydrolase activity, hydrolyzing O-glycosyl compounds; cation binding. The transcript has 13 exons. Bases 101 to 2152 code for a protein of 683 amino acids. Gene Ontology annotation, cellular component: cytoplasm. Gene Ontology annotation, biological process: glycogen biosynthetic process.